Molecule: messenger RNA, 3432 nt
Organism: Corapipo altera (White-ruffed manakin)
Lineage: Eukaryota; Metazoa; Chordata; Aves; Passeriformes; Pipridae
Product: F-BAR domain only protein 2-like
Exons: 30
Coding region: 1-3432 (1143 amino acids)
Biological process (GO): clathrin coat assembly; synaptic vesicle endocytosis; clathrin-dependent endocytosis
Cellular component (GO): clathrin-coated pit; cytoplasm; plasma membrane
Source: RefSeq, a predicted model, not a curated record
AUGGAGAAAGGUAUCCAGUACGUGAGAGAAUUAGCUGUGCUGGAGAUAAUCUAUAGGGAUUCAAAUAAUGAGCAGUCCCCUGUAGAUCCAGAUGAGGUCCAGUGUACACAAUCCAUGUGGUGGAAGUUUGUAUGGAGUAUGCCAUCAUUGUAUGCCAACUCAUUGGCACUGGUGUCAAUGAAAGAAGAACAAACAGUGCUUCAGGGGGAAAGGAACAAUGGCUUUGAUGUCCUCUAUCACAACAUGAAACAUGGACAUUUGUCAACAAAAGACUUGGCAGACUUUAUAAGAGAAAGGGCUGCGAUAGAGGAGGCAUAUUCAAGGUCAAUGACAAAACUAGCCAAAUCAGCGAGCAAUUACACACAACUUGGGACAUUUGUACCAGUUUGGGAUGUUUUCAAAACCUCAACAGAAAAACUGGCAAGCUGUCACUUGGACCUCAUGCGGAGAUUACAAGAGCUAAUAAAAGAAGUUCAUAAGUAUGGAGAUGAACAAAUCAAAACUUAUAAAAAGACUAAAGAAGAUGUUUCAGGAACAUUAGAAGCAGUGCAAAAUAUUCAAAGUAUCACUCAGGCCUUACAAAAAUCAAAGGAAAACUACAAUGCAAAGUGUGUUGAACAAGAACGUUUGAAAAAGGAAGGAGCAACACAGAGAGAAGUUGAUAAGGCAGCAGUUAAAUUGAAAAAAGCUACAGAUACCUAUAAAUUGUAUGUGGAGAAAUAUGCUGCAGUUAAAUCUGCUUUUGAACAGAAGAUGACAGAAACUGCACAGAAAUUUCAAGACAUUGAAGAAACACACCUUCUUCAUAUGAAAGAGAUUAUAGAAUCAUUGUCAAAUACCAUAAAAGAAAUUCAUUUGCAAAUAGGAGAGGUGCAUGAAGAGUUUAUUGAUAACAUGACAAAUACUACGGUUAAGAGUUUAAUACAGAAAUUUGCUGAGUCAAAAGGAACUGGCAAGGAAAGACCUGGCCCUAUUGAAUUUGAGGAAUGUAACACAUCCAAUGCAGUUGAAGGGAUAAAACCACGAAAGAGGAAGCCUUUUGGUUUUUCAGGAAUAAUGAAAAAAGAAAAAGAUAUUGAGUCUAUGAUGUGUCCAGAUACAGACUCAGUUAACAUUCCUGAUAUAGAUGAUGAAGGAUACAGCAUUAAACCAGAAGCAUCACAGGAUACCAAAAAGAACCAUUGCUAUUCAUCCAGUGAUUCUGACUCUGAAGAUGAUGAACCCAGGAGGUUCCAUGUAGAAAUAAAACCUGUCCAAACAAAUGAUAGCUCUCAAUAUACCAUACCUUCUUUGGAUGAAUUAAAAGUAUCUAUAGGGAACAUUGCUCUUUCUCCAGCAAUAUCUCAGAAACAGAGUUCUGUACAAACUAAUCAAAAUGCAUCCAGUGAAGAGUUAACAAAAUCAAAGCUUUCUACUCCAGCUAAUGAAAAGGGAAACAGUGACCUUCUGGCAUGGAAUCCACUCUUAAGCAGUUCUCUUGAAUCUUCCUCUUCAGGCCUCAUGGUAUCCUCAUCCUCCUCAGCAAGACCCACAAAUCGUCUUUCUGUAGGCACCAUUGUCCCCCCUCCAAGGCCUGCUUCAUCACCAAAAUUGUCUACAGGGAAAUUUAGUGGAAUUAAUGAAAUACCUAGGCCAUUCAGCCCUCCAUUGACCUCUAACUCAAGUCCACCACCUGCAACUCCCUUGGCACAUGCAGAGAGCAGUUCCUCAAUAUCCUCUUCUGUUUCCCUCAGUACAGCAAACACACCUACAGUUGGUGUUUCACGUGGUCCCAGCCCUGUGAGACUUGGAAACCAGGAUACCGUGCCUGUUGCAGUAGCCCUUACUGAGUCUGUUAACGCCUACUUUAAAGGAGCAGAUCCCACAAAAUGUAUUGUGAAGAUUACUGGUGAUAUGACAUUAUCGUUCCCAAGUGGGAUUAUUAAAGUCUUCACCAGUAACCCAUCUCCAGCUGCGCUCUGCUUCAGGGUAAAAAACACAAGCAAACUAGUCCAGAUUCUUCCAAAUGCACAACUUGUAUACAGUGAUCAGUCACAAAGUGACUCUAGUAGUAAGGAUUUUUGGAUGAACAUGCAAGCCAUAACUGUCUACCUCAAGAAAUUAUCUGAGCACAAUCCAUCUGCAUCCUAUUAUAAUGUGGACGUUUUAAAGUAUCAGGUCUCUUCAAAUGGCAUCCAGUCCACUCCCUUGAAUCUUGCAACUUACUGGAAAUGUAGUGCUAGCACUACUGAUGUGAGAGUGGAUUAUAAGUAUAAUCCAGAGUCUAUGAAUGUGCCUAGUAUGCUGUCUAAUGUGCAGGUUGUUGUACCAGUAGAUGGAGGAGUAACAAACAUGCAAUCACUUCCACCCGCAAAAUGGAAUGCAGAUCAGGUGAAAGCUUAUUGGAAAAUAUCUAGCAUUUCAGAGAAGUCUGAAAAUGGAGGUUCUGGAUCACUCAGAGCAAAAUUUGAACUUUCAGAAGGACCCAGUAAACCAGCAACACUUGCAGUGCAAUUCAUUAGUGAAGGAAGUACCCUUUCAGGAAUAGAUGUAGAACUAGUAAGCACUGGCUAUCGACUUUCUCUCCUUAAGAAGAGAUUUGCCACUGGUAAGAUACUGACAUCCCAGGUUCGGCAUGUUCUGGAUAUAUUUGCUUUGCUCUGUUACGUCCUGAAAGGGACCGAGGCCUUCGACAGAUACCCAGUGACAGUUGGUGCCCCAUGUGGACCAGACGAACAGAAGAAAAGACUGUCGACUAUUGCCUGGGUCGUAGGGGUAUUGCGACCGGAGGCAGUGCCGCGGGGCUGUGCAAUGCACCUACGACCACAUCCCCGGCGUCGGGUCCCUACGCCGUGGCGCCGGAUGCCAGCACGGUUGUGCCGAGUCCGCUCGCGUCAGGUGAUUGCGGGACGGUGCCGGGUGCCAGCGCGGUCGUGGCGGGUCCAUCUGCGGCGUCUGCUGCGGGGCCCGCGGACCAUAGCGGCGCACCGGUGGCCGCAGCUCCGUGUGCAGACGUGGCGCCCGGUGUGGCUGCGAUGCCGGGCGGGGUGCCGAGCGGCACGCUACCGGGGGUCGCAGUGCUCGCAGAUCCCCGCGGUGCGCCGCCGGCGGAAAGGCGCCGUGGGCGGUCUCGGCUCCGAAUGGUGCGACCGUGCAUGCAUUCACAACGAGUCCAUAUGUGCCGGUGACUCCGGCGCCGACCCCGACCCCGAUCAGCGGGCUGCCGGCGAUUGUGCCAGGUGCGGCGCCGGCUUCGAGCGGCGCCGCGUCGUCAGCGACGGUCACGUCUCCUUUUGCGCGUCUACAGCAGCGUUGGCUCUGGGAGGUUCCAGGCUAGCAGUCAAGCGUCCAGGUGGCACAAACCUCGUGACCGUGGAGAUGGGGGAUUUGGUUCUACUGGCGCACCACGAGUCCUUUGGUCCAUGCCAAUCUCUGCGCAGCGUCCACAACUGA